AAAAUAGUUUGUACAAUGAUGCACACACAAAACAAAAAUAAAUAGGCGAGACUUCAAUGUAAAACGCAGUUUUCUUCGCGGUCACUCUUUUCUCUCUUAUGUUGGCGCAUACACAUAGAACAGAUGAAUGAGCGAGCAUGUUAACGAAUGGACAGCGGAACUCAGCCAAUUCCCGUCUCAUUCCUGACAAUUCUAUAUAGUAGUGUCUCCCUCUCCCUCGUCGAGUGUCGGUUUGAUUCUUUCACAGUUCUCGCGACUAACUGGCUGGUUUGUGGCUGGCAGCAGGGGCAGUUCGAUUACUCUGGCUGGCUGGUGACGAUGGUAUUCGUGCAUAGCGGCACAUCAGCAGAGUACAGAGCAUUCAAAAAGAAAAUAAGCGGAGAGAAGAGAAUAUAAAAAAAUAAACUUCGCCAUAUUGAAUUGCGAGAAUUCCUGAUUGGUAUUAAUUUUCUAUGCCAGAACCGAGUGUCGUAUCCAGGAUUCCGGAUCUCCGGUGGUGUGUUUAGGUAGCCCCAAUCAGAACCGUGGUAUUUGCAAUCGAACUGAGAAAUGACGGAAUGUGCGAUAUGUAUAAAUUAGAACUGGAUGUGCGAGUGUUGAUCAAAACUUGGAUCCGGGUUUAAGUGCAGUAAAUUGGUACAAACAGCAGAAGAAAACCAUCAAUUUUGAUCCCUAACCAUUAUAUCUUGUGGAUCGAAACUAACACGGCUAGAGCCGCAACAACCAGGUGUGAGAAAAAUUGGUGGACCAAUCAGAACCAGACGACUUCAACGUCUCGCAAAAACUUCGUUCAACCAGCAGUUUCACGACUGGGACAAAAGUGCAACAGUAACGGAGAACAUAAAGUGCUGACAAGAUGAGCAAAGUGGCAUCCCGAAAUAGAUUCGAGAAAACAUGUAUUAUACCAGAGGAUGACAUCUCGAAGAAGCUACCGAAGGAAAUUCUACUCCGCAUAUUAUCCUAUCUUGACGUGACAUCAUUGUGUCGAUGUGGGCAGGUAUCCCGAUACUGGAAUAUCUUGGCGUUAGAUGGGUCGAACUGGCAAAAGAUAAAUCUCUUCGAUUUUCAGCGCGACAUAGAGGGUGACGUGAUCGAAAACAUCUCGAAACGAUGCGGUGGUUUCCUGAAAUACCUCUGCCUCCGGGGCUGCCAAUCGGUGAGCAGUCAAUCCAUUCGCACCCUAGCGGCUCACUGCCAUAACAUCGAGCAUUUGGAUCUGGCCGAGUGCAAGCGAAUAUCGGACGUCGCUAUACAGCCGCUCAGCAAAUACUGCUCCAAACUCACCGCCAUCAACCUUGAGUCCUGCUCGGAGAUCUCAGACUGCAGCCUGAAGGCAUUGUCCGAUGGAUGUCCGAAUUUAACAGAAAUCAAUGUGUCAUGGUGCAAUCUUAUAACGGAGAAUGGCGUCGAAGCGAUAGCGAGGGGUUGUGCAAAGAUUAAGAAAUUUAGCAGUAAAGGUUGCAAACAAGUGACGGACAGGGCUGUUAUCGCACUAGCAUUAUAUUGCCCAAAUAUUGAGUUUUUGAAUUUACAUAGUUGUAAUGGCCUGACAGACGCAUCUAUAUCGAAGAUAGCCGAGAAAUGUAUUAAUUUGAGACAACUGUGCGUGUCCAAAUGUGGCGAGCUUACCGAUCAGACGCUGAUAGCACUGGCGACCUACAACCACUAUCUGAACACACUCGAGGUGGCUGGCUGUAACCAGUUCACCGAUUCAGGAUUUAUAGCAUUAGCGAAGAAUUGUAAAUAUCUGGAACGAAUGGAUCUGGAAGAGUGUAGUCUCAUAACCGACGCUACGUUAUUCAAUCUAGCGGUAGGAUGCCCUAGUUUAGAAAAAUUGACCCUUUCACACUGUGAGCUAAUUACUGACGAAGGCAUACGGCAGCUGGCCGCAGGCGGUUGCGCUGCCGAAAGUUUAUCCGUCCUCGAGUUGGAUAACUGUCCACUAAUCACCGAUGCAACCCUCGAACAUCUAAUAUCCUGUCACAACCUACAGAGGAUAGAGCUUUACGACUGCCAACUAAUAUCUAGAAACGCUAUACGUCGUCUUAGGAAUCACCUACCAAAUAUCAAGGUACAUGCCUAUUUUGCCCCAGUGACACCGCCACCGACUUCAAACGGACCACGACCCAGGUAUUGUCGAUGUUGUGAGAUUCUCUGAGAUCAGGCCAUUGGCUUGGCCAGGAAGGUUCUCUGUAGGAGUAAAGAUGACUGAUAUUUAUACUUAUAAUCUUAAAUAAGACAAAUUGGCAUCACGGGGGCAACUUGUGCGAACGAUAACAACUAAUUUCCACAGUGUAACUGAAAAAAAUCCUCCUUUACUCAGAGUGUGAACGGAGUAAAACUGAAUGAUAAUAAUCUAUACUAAUCAUCAAUCAUGUUGUAUGGCCGUAAAAUUCGAGUAUGACAAACAGUGUAAAUACAACUGGCGAGGGAAUUCGAUAUCUGCCCUGUUUUCUUUCAUGCAAAAUAAACACAACAACACACACAAACAUUCACAGCAGAUGAUGAUAACACGAAUUUCAACCAGUGCAAAAGAACCAGGCUAACAUUUAUCGAGAUUAUAUUUUUGAAACACAGCUAACAGAUUCGAACCGCAUUCGUUUCCUAAACACUUCUGCAGGAUUCGAACCAUUCAAAGCAAAAUAAAUUGAAAACCAGUAUAAUAUAAACAAACAUGUGUUCAAUUAGAAAUGAAAGGAAAACACGUAGAGCAAAUGAAAGAACUGGAAUUUUGCAUUAUUUGUUAGCAAGUAGAAGCCACCAGUCAGGACGACAUAAAUAAGCUUAAUUACACAUUCAUACGACGAUUACUUUAGAAGUAGCAACAGUAUGUUGAAGGUGAAAAAAUAUGAAUAAGGCAAAACAUCAAACAGUUUAAUUGAAAUUAAAUAAAGAACAAUAUCAUAAGAAAAUUGAUAACGCAAAUAACAAGAAAAAAAAUCACGAGAAAAAACAAUAAGCUCUAGUUGUAAUGACCUUAGUAGUAAAGUAGUACACGAUUAUUAGAACUAGAACAAGCGGACACAUGAACCAUGAAUGUGAAUAAAGGAAAAUGAUGGUCUGUUUUCGUCGGAACGAAGGGACGAUUUUGCGGAGCAAAUUAAAUUAUUAUUCAGAUCUAUUGAAAAAAAAAUGAGAAUGAUAUGUGAUACAGAUGAAAAGAAUCAGAAAAAAAACACAAGAAUCCGGUUUGGAUGUUAGAAUGUUCUUGAGCGAGGCACUACUUGCGGAUAGUGGGAAAAUAAUGAAUGCAUAAUUCAUCAUGUUGCUUUUAACAUAAAAGAGUAGCUCAAAGAUGUAUGCUUUCCAUGGAUGGUUGGAGAAAGUUAGCUGAGCAGAAUGUAUAACCCGAAACAAACCGAUUUGGUCAAAGCAAGGAGCUAAUUUGAUUGUGAUCUAUACAUAAACAUUCAAACUAUAUUUACGAAGCUAAAUCAUAAGCUGACAUAUUAGAAAAAAACAAUGAAAAACAAGGUUUUACAUAUAAAUAUGAAAAGCAGAGAAUGAAUAUUUUCUGAUAACUGUA
Toxorhynchites rutilus septentrionalis is the source of this 3526-nucleotide messenger RNA. Its product is annotated as F-box/LRR-repeat protein 20. Lineage: Eukaryota; Metazoa; Arthropoda; Insecta; Diptera; Culicidae. The record is from RefSeq and is a predicted model, not a curated record. Bases 857 to 2158 code for a protein of 433 amino acids. Gene Ontology annotation, cellular component: SCF ubiquitin ligase complex. The transcript has 10 exons. Gene Ontology annotation, molecular function: protein binding. Gene Ontology annotation, biological process: SCF-dependent proteasomal ubiquitin-dependent protein catabolic process.